Fukomys damarensis (Damara mole-rat) is the source of this 3803-nucleotide messenger RNA. It is a transcript of the gene Adgrf2, whose product is annotated as adhesion G protein-coupled receptor F2. Gene Ontology annotation, cellular component: membrane. Gene Ontology annotation, biological process: G protein-coupled receptor signaling pathway; cell surface receptor signaling pathway. Gene Ontology annotation, molecular function: G protein-coupled receptor activity. The transcript has 10 exons. Lineage: Eukaryota; Metazoa; Chordata; Mammalia; Rodentia; Bathyergidae. The record is from RefSeq and is a predicted model, not a curated record. Bases 112 to 2121 code for a protein of 669 amino acids.
AGAUACCAUGCGCGGGGCUGAGAGGCUGCAGUUCCAGCUCCAGGGCAGCCUCAGGGUCUCUGACGCCGUGCUGGCAACCGUGAAGCAAGAAGGUCAGCCGCGUGGAAGGCGAUGAUUCGUGCACUUUUGCUGUGCUGUCUGGUGUUUCUUGUGCCCGCAGAGCCCUGUAGGAAGCUGUGUCAGGCCACCAGUAACAGCAAGAAGGAGUCUGCCAGGUCUCAAGGGGUGUGUGAUGGCAUCUGUGUGUCCGGUUCCCACUGCAGCCAGCCAUGCCCUCCGGGCACUGAGGGAAGCAUGGGGUUUGCCUGCAGGAAGCAGCAAUGGCACAAGGUCACUGAUACCUGCUGUACCCUUAAUGCAUUCAACAUCUUUGAGCAGGACUUACAGUCUGCCCGCCCCUUUGGAGGAGGUGAAAAGGUGAAUGAAUACGCCGGGAAUGCAGAGACCAUCUCCGACAAACUAAUGCAGAGGUGCCCGACGGAUCUGUCCUGCGUGAUUAGGAACAUCGAGCAGUCACCCCGGCUGCCAGGGAACAUCGCGUUCAUCGUGCAGCUGUUGCGCAACAUAUCCACGGCUCUCAUGGCAGGUGUGGAUGAGGCGCAGAUGCACAGCUACAGCUCCAUGGCCAACCACGUUCUGAACAGCAGGAGCAUCUCAAACUGGACCUUUAUCCCAGAAAGAAACAGCAGCUGCGUCCUGCUCCACUCAGUCAACUCUUUUGCAAGAAAGCUGCUGGUAAACAAGAGUCUCAUCAACAUAUCAAAUACCUUCAUCCAUACAAUGGGCUCCAUCAUAGCUGCAGAUGGUGAAGGGAAGAAUUUCACUUUCUCCAUGAGAAUCAAUGACACCAGCAGGGCAGUUACUGGCAAGGUUUUGGUGGGCAGAGAGGAGCUGCAGAUGGCACCUUCCACUAUUAAGAUCGUCAGCAUUGCCUUUCCCACGCUUGGGGCCAUCUUGGAGGCCAGUCUUUUGGAAAAUGUCACGGUGAAUGGCCUUGUCCUGUCUGUCAUCUUGCCCCCAAAACUUAGAAGAAUCUCACUUCUUUUUGAAAAGAUCAGCAAAUCAGAGGAGAGGAAGACCCAGUGUGUGGGCUGGGACCACCUGGAGAGCAGAUGGGUUGGCCACGCCUGUGAGAUGGUGGAAGAGAGCCCCCAACACGCUCUCUGCCAGUGUCAGCCAAGCAAGCUGGUCACUUCUUUCUCCAUUCUCAUGUCGCGCCACACCCUGGUGAGCCCGGUACUGACUUAUAUCACCUACAUAGGCUUGGGCGUUUCGAUUUGCAGCUUGAUCAUUUGCUUGUCUAUUGAGGCUCUGGUUUGGGGUCAGGUGACAAAGACCGAGAUCUCCUAUUUACGUCACCUGUGCAUUGCCAACGUGGCAGCCACCUUACUGAUGGCAGAUGUGUGGUUCAUUGUGGCUUCCUUUCUUAGUGGUCCAGUGACACACCACAACGGAUGUGUGGCGGUGACAUUUUUCGUUCAUUUCUUUUACCUUUCUGUGUUUUUCUGGAUGCUCGCCAAGGCGCUCCUUAUCCUCUAUGGAGUUUUGAUUGUUUUCCACACCCUGCCUAAGUCAGUCCUGGUGGCUUCUCUCUUCUCAGUGGGCUACGGGUGCCCUUUGAUCAUUGCUGUUAUCACAGUCAGUGUCACUGAACCUGGCAAAGGCUACCUGCGGCCCGAGGCCUGCUGGCUCAACUGGGACAUGACCAGGGCCCUCCUGGCCUUUGUGAUCCCAGCUCUGGCCAUCGUGGUAGUAAACUUGGUCGCCAUCACAUUGGUGAUCAUCAAGACCCAGAGAGUUGCCACUGGCAGCUCCAUGUUUCAGGAAGUGCGAGCCAUCCUGAGAAUCAGCAAGAACAUUGCCAUCCUCACGCCCCUGCUGGGACUGACGUGGGGCUUUGGGAUAGCCACGAUCAUCGACAGCAGCUCACUGGUCUUCCACAUCAUCUUCUCCUUGCUCAAUGCAUUCCAGGGCUUCUUCAUCCUGGUGUUUGGAACAAUCCUGGACCCGAAGAUCCGAGAAGCCUUGAAGGGUCGAGUAACCUCUGCGAAAUGGAACUCCAGGGUGUCGGAGAACCUUUCUUCCAAUUUCUCCCGCCACCCCACCAAUGGGCCGAGCUAAGAGCCCAGCCUGCAGCCCGACUCGGAGGUCGCUCACCGGGGAAUGGCAGCACCUGCAGGAGGAGCAUGCAGACUCCUGCCUUCCCACCCCGCUGUGGAGCAGUGGAGAGGGAGGAGUGCAGGAGGAUGGAGGCCACCAGACAUUCCCUGCCCACCACCUGUAAAUGACUACAUCGCCCUGGGUGUCCGAGCCGAGACAGAGUGGACCUUUCCCAAGAGCAGGACUGCGGCAGGACCGCGGUCGCCUCAGCGCCUCCGCCUCCACACUGAGGGUCUCGUUCGUCCUCAGGAAGAAGCUCGGGUUUAUCUUUGGCCGAAGUGGCCUGGGAUGUCACCCAGCUGGAUUCCAUGGCUCGUGGAGGGAGAGGCUCACAAAUAGGCCCGGAGGAUUGAGAGUUGGGUGGCCUAAGUAGGUCACUGCUGGCUCCUUUGAUGCUAGAAGCCAACUGCCAGUGUCUUCCACUCUGUCAGAGUUAAGCUGCUGGUUUGGGCUCUGAUGCCACAUCUUUGGCCACAAGUCGUGUGCAAACCAUACAGCCGUAGAACCUGAAAAGAUGCCUAUUUUAAGUCGUAAGAAGAUGAAAACCCAGAGAUGUGAGUCACAGCUAGUCAAUAGCUGAGCAAAGGAGGAGGAAAUGCAUUCUGCUCCUCUCAGCUCCUGACCCUCUCUCUGCCAGGCCAUGUGGCCUCGGGAAGCAUUCUGCCCACACUCCCUGAAACCAACAGUGCGUGUGUUUGAGGUCCAGGGUGGGGAAGGGGAAAUAUUAUGUUUCAAGUACAAAGCUGCUCAUUUUCAUAGCUGUGCCUAUUAACAAUCGGGCAUUCAAAGCAGGUGUCACCUGAUAGAGAAGCAUGUAGCUGACUUACAGAGCCAUACACAGUAGCUGCCACUGCCAGGAGCUGGGAGAGAAGGUCAUGGGGUAGGGGAGAACCCUAAUGUCCUAUCCAGAUGCCAUAUGCCCCAAGGGAAAUUGAGGUCCCUCCGUGGAUGGGCGGGGCCUCUCCGUCUCCGUCUCCGUCUCCCUCUCCCUCUCCGUCUCCCUCUCCCUCUGCAUCUUCCCCUGCACAGGAUCUUUUUUCUAAGUAGCGAAGUGUGAGAAGGCAAAGGUACAAUAAAGAGAGCAAUCAGAAGGUAGGGAGAUCCCUGCCCGGGGACAAGAGUUAUCGUUCCAGAGGUGUCGCCCCCAUGGGACGGCAGUGUAGUUCCCAGACAGAGCCCAAGAGUGGGCUCAGCCUGCCAUUCAUCAGCGCUUCCACAGGUCUCCCGUGUGGGCACAGCUCUGGCUCCUCCUGGGGCACAGAUUUCAGCACAGAGAAGAGGCACAAAGCCAGCACCCUGCAGUGAGUGCGGGGUCUUUGGAAGUGAGCCAGUGAGGGGAUCGUGCAUGGGAGGGUCCAGCUGUCCCACGGUAGGGUGAGCUUUGAGCACUGGGACAGGGAGGACCUGGCCUGUGGCCGUGCUGGGCAGAAAUCUCACAGCUCUGUUCUACCCACUCCCCCAAGCAGGAGCGGGGAUGCCACAGCGAGGCUCCCUGCUAACAAGGGAGGCCCAGGCUGCUAACAGGAAAUGCCUUGAAGAAGCCUUGCCCUCACUCCCAUGGCCCCAACCCACUCUGUUCUGUCCCACAGUGACUGCUGGGUCACGCUGACCUGAUGAUCCUCAGCAGCCACAAAGGGGCCCCU